AUGGCCAUUGUUGGCCCGGACUAUAAAUUUAUGUUCAUUGAAAAUUGGUCCUUUGAAAUUUCAAAUUUGAAUAAAAUUUAA
This is a messenger RNA of Acanthoscelides obtectus, 81 nucleotides long. Lineage: Eukaryota; Metazoa; Arthropoda; Insecta; Coleoptera; Chrysomelidae. The record is from the annotation of a GenBank genome assembly.